AUGGCCUCCCCGGAGGAGCCCCCGGCGGGCCUGGGCGGCCCCAACAGCCCGAGAGGCGCCAGCUUUCGCGGCGUGGACCCCCAGCGCCUGUCCGAGAUGCUGUCCUCCUCCACGAUCAGCCACUCCCUCACCAACGCGGACAUCCUGCAGGCCUUCCCGGCCCUCUGGGACACGCCCUUCAUCCCCAAGUCGCAGCUCAUCUUCGUGCGCCAGAUUGGGCAGGGCAGCUUCGGCCGCGUGUUCAAGGGCAUUGUCUACGAGCAGGACGUGGCGAUCAAGGAGCUCACCGUGCGCAACGUCGUGGACACCCUUGGGGAGUGCCCGCCGGAUCCCGCCCCGGAAUCUGAGGGAUGUCCGUGUCGAGACUGUGAUGCAUCCACGAUCGCUCGAAAUUUGCUGGCUCUGGAGAAGGAGGUGUCGAUCCUGCGGACCCUGCGGUUCAUGAAGGUGGUGAUGUUCCUGGGCGUGUGCCUGGACCCGCCGUGCAUUGUGACCGAGUACUGCGCCAGGGGGUCGCUGCUGGACGUGCUGGCCAAGGCGAAGGAGCGGCCGGACGUGAACGGGAAGCGGCUGACAUGGAGGCGGCGACUGGGCAUGGCGCUGGACGCGGCCAAGGGGAUGAACUACCUGCACUCGCAUAUCCCGCCCGUCGAGCACAGGGACCUGAAGAGCCCCAACCUGCUGGUGGACGAGCACUGGAACGUGAAGGUGGCCGACUUCAACACCUCGAGGUUCAUUGACCCCAUCAUUGUGACGGCAUCUGUAUGCGCCAACAACCCACGCUGGCUUGCUCCAGAGGUCCUCGAAAAAAACCUCCACACGACUGCCUCCGAUGUGUACCCCUUUGGAAUCAUUAUGUGGGAGCUGUUAACAUGGGAGCAACCCUGGGAGCGUGACAACGUCAACACAUUCCAGAUCCUGCAGUUCGUGCUGAGGGACGACCUCCGGCCGCAGAUACCCCCAAAGGAUCAGCUGCCAGGGGAUGCAUGCCCAGACGAACUGUAUGACGACUACGUGGCGCUGAUGACCGAGUGCUGGGACCGAGACCCUGCCAAACGGCCCAAAUUUCAUGAUGUUGUGCAGCGGCUGACUACCAUGAAGGAGAAACUGGUGAUGAUAGUGAAAUCGGAGAGCUGUGCACAGGAAAACAUCAGGGCGCUUGCACCAACACCCCCGCCAGUGCACAUGCGCGAGCCACCACGUUCUCCAAGGCUAGAAGCCCACACCAAGACGCCUUUUGCUUCAGGACCAUUUGCAGAAGGUCCACCCCGUCCACCCGGCCCGCCUCCGGUCGGGUUGCACAGCAUCCCCAAGCACCUGGACACUGAAGACGCUGAAAUAGCAGCCAGGCUGCAGCGCAGCGCUAGCCUUGGCCAGCGGUACUGGCGGUCCCUCAGGGAGCUGUUCGCCAGUGAAAGGAAGGUGGAGGGCCAGUCAGAGAAGUGGAAGGCCAUCAUGCAGCUGCUGGCAGACGCGCCAAGCGCACCGAGCGACCUUGAGCAGCAGGUGGGGCCCAGCAUCAGCCUAGGGGACAGGGAAUUGCCAUACGUGCCAAAGCCUGACGAGGGGCCCACGAAGCUGAGGGCUGGCUCCAAGUGGAAGGUGCUGCAGAACGUGUUGGGGGACGGGGAGCGGAGGGGCAUGCACAAGGGGUGGCAGGUCGUCAGGGAGGUGCUUCAGAGCGAGGGCAGCGGUGUCAGCGAGCAGGCCGUCCAGGAGGCAGUUGAGGAGUCACAGCAGCAGCGCGCACCGCCUGGCCAGAUGAAGGAGGGGCACCCUGCCGCAUCCCAGGCAAAAGCCCGCAAAAAGAAGUCAGGGAAGUGGGGAAUCGUCAAGAACUUGAUGCUGACUGAGGACACGUAUCCAGCCCAUCCGGGCUGGGAUUUCCUGAGGUGGAUUGUUGAGCUGAACCCCACUGGGAUGGGAGCAGCGGGGAGUUGCCCUGCCCCCAGCAGUCAGUUGGAGGGAGGCGCAGAUGUGGCUGCAUCGGGAGACUUGGACCAGGGUGGUAAGCCUCUGGAGGGAGCCGUCAAGGGGGGCGAAUGCAAGGUGAAGCGGUCUAAGCGAUGGGGCGAGCUCAGGGACGUGUUGCUGGGCGAGAUGGAUGAAGUGCCCAAGGUGGAGCAGAUGAUGCAUCCUGGGUGGCAAGUCGUCCAGGAGGUGUUUGGGGUGGAAGAUGAAAGCAGGGAAGUGCCGACGCUGAGCGUUGGCGACGAGCCAGCUGCGGACUCCCCGCCUCCCGCCCCAACGACGCCUCCGAUCGAGGAGGUGAGUGCAGCACCGUCACUGUCCACAGGAAUGGGCCACCACCCAAAGCAUCCCGGACCGCCCAGGGUGGGCGAGCUGCCGCAGCCUCCCGCUGGAGCCACAAACUGGGACUUCCUUAGGCAGCUGCUAAAGAGCGAAGAGAGCUCAAUGCUUGUCAACCACUGGGACUUCCUGGAGGAUCUGGUGAAGGAAAGGAUGUCGUCUUCUGGGAGCCUGGAUGAGGAUACAGCGAGCUCGCAGAGGGGCGAGUCGACAGAGCUGACGGACAGGGUGCCCGCAGGCAGGAAGUUGGUGAAAAAGAGGGGAAUGUCCAAGCAUUGGAAGAAGGUGAAGGACCUGCUGAUUGUCGACACAGAUCCACCCUCCCCGGAAAAGUGGCGCUUCCUGAAGGAGUGGCUGACAGGCGACGACGAUUUGGGCCCUGAGUGGCACGAGCUGCGUGACUUUGCCUCAAGGAUGGACGGUGUUCCUGAGGGAGCCAGUUGGAACAUCUUCCGCACCUUGUUUUUCGAGGACGUGAAGAUCAGGUCUCACCCGCACUGGAGCUUCUUGAAGGACCUGAUGGUGAAGGAUGCGCACCCGAACAAGAAGCUGAUGAAGGGUGCGUCGAGCGCGUUCAAGACAGAUCAGGUGAAGCAGUUGUUCAAGGACCCUGGUAAGCCCAUCAAUGAGUCGCAGUGGGGGGCGUUGCGGACACUGAUGAUGAACAACCCGGAGGAGGGCAUGGAUGAAUUACGGGAAUAUGCGAUGGAGAAUGAGAGGCCACCUGUGAGGUCCAACUGGGACGACAUCCUGCAGGUGUUGGCUGCUGGGAAGUGA
Ostreobium quekettii is the source of this 3087-nucleotide messenger RNA. The record is from the annotation of a GenBank genome assembly. NCBI's taxonomy places the organism in Eukaryota, Viridiplantae, Chlorophyta, Ulvophyceae, Bryopsidales, Ostreobiaceae.